CAAGAAAACCUAUCCUCAAGCCAACCUCCUCUACAAUCCAGCCUCACCAUCACAGCUCGACCCAACCCGUCCUCCUUCCACGUUCUAUCGCACCGAAACCAUCACCCACCAUGACGAGCAAAAACGUCGUCUUCGACGUCGUCGGCACGUGCGUCUCCUUCUCCGCCUUCUACGAUACGAUCCAAAGAACACUGGGCCCGCAACUCGCCGCUCACAACCUCACCGCGCAAUCCUUCGGCUUCACAUGGAUGACCAACGCAGAGCUGCAGUUCACCUUCCUCUCGAUCUCAGAAAGCUACAAGCCAUACAAGCUCGUGCUGACGGAGCUCUUCUACCAGACCCUAUCCAUGAUCGGGGUGGCCGACCCCACCGCCUUCGCGACCGCGGCGCAGCGCGACGCCUGCGUCGAGGGCUACUCUGCGCUCGAACUCCGCCCAGGCACCAGGGAAUGCUUCGCGCGUCUCCGCGCCGCCGGAUUCACGGUCUGGUGUCUCACGACGGGCGACACGCAGCGGGUGCGCGGGUACUUCGAGCGCGGCGGCGUGGACAUGCCGGCGGAGAACUUCCUGAGCUGCGAUACGGCGGGCGUGGCCAAGCCGGCGUUGCGCGCGUAUCGGCCUGCCUUGGAGGCGUUGGGAUUCGUGGAUGGUACCUCGGACGACAAGGAGAGGCCGUGGUUUGCCGCGGCGCAUCUGUGGGAUGUCGCUGCUGCUACCAAGGUUGGCUUCCGCGGGGCGUAUUGUACCGUGUAUGAGGGAAGUCCGUGUUAUCGGGUGUUUGAGGCUGGGUUGGAUGUUACGGCGGAUUCGUUGGAGGACAUGGCUGAGGGAAUUAUUCGGGCGACGGGGCGGUGAUGGUGGUUUGAAUUCAAGAUACUGGUGAGAGGGUGGCUUUGUUGGAGCCGAAUGCGUGUAUAUAGAUAGAUCUAUGAAAUCAGCAUCAGUCG
This is a messenger RNA of Aspergillus homomorphus CBS 101889, 946 nucleotides long. Its product is annotated as putative 2-haloalkanoic acid dehalogenase. The record is from RefSeq and is a predicted model, not a curated record. The transcript has a single exon. NCBI's taxonomy places the organism in Eukaryota, Fungi, Ascomycota, Eurotiomycetes, Eurotiales, Aspergillaceae. The coding region runs from base 111 to 854 and encodes 247 amino acids.